CGAAAAAAUAAUGUCUAAUGGGAGUGGAAGUCCGACGAUAAACAUCGCUCAUUUCUCCGAAGACGAAGCGGCUAACGAAAACUGGCCGGAGAUAGAGUUCCGGUCACCGGAGGACGAGGCUUGGUACGGUGUUGACGUGUGGGAGCUCUGCGACUCUCUUGUGGUUAACUUCAACGGCUUCCCCUGCGAGUACGAUGAGGUUUACUCGCCUGAAGAUUUCAAGAACUCGGAGGAGUUAAAAGAGUUUGAAGAGAGGUUCCGUGCUUGUUCUGUUCAGAUGCAAGACAACGAGUGUGCGACUCUUGAACAAGGCACGAAGGUCUGCGCCACGUAUCCUUCCGUUGCCGGUGAAGUCAAGUUCUACGACGCCAUCGUUGUUAACGUGUUGAGGGAGAAGCAUAGUGUGGACGAGGAAGGGAGCGAAGUGUGUGGAUGUGAUUACAAACUUUACUGGAACCAAGGUCCCUUUGUUAAUAAUAUUACAUCUGCAAAAGUUGGUGACAUUUGUCUUGUUCAAGAAGAUAACCGGAUGAAUCCGAAAGUUGUCACUUUCUUGAAAGAAGCUAGAAGGAAGCUUCAUGGAGAAGCUCACCAAGGAGAAGAAACAGAGUGGCAAAAGAUACUUAAGAAGGUCACUUCUGCUAUUCGCAGCCACAACUUGGACCCAUCUGUUCCAGAGAAUCAAGGUUUAAUGGAUAACUAAUCUUUUAUUGUUUAGCAAAUGUGUUGUGUGCAAGAAAAUGGAACAAUAUGUGUGGUUUUAUUAUCUUUUAGCAAUGGUUAUGGUAGAAAACUAUGUAAACUCUUUUGGGGUAUCUCUUAUGUAGUCCUUGUUUUGAAACUCUAGUAUCUAUGCUGAAAUGCUC
This is a messenger RNA of Eruca vesicaria subsp. sativa (arugula), 866 nucleotides long. Lineage: Eukaryota; Viridiplantae; Streptophyta; Magnoliopsida; Brassicales; Brassicaceae. The record is from the annotation of a GenBank genome assembly.